GUAGCCCCCGCCGGGUGGCCACCCAGCGCGUGCGCGCUUCCGCCCCCCCCCCGCGAGGCCGCCAUUUUGCUUCCGGAGCGGCAGCGGCGGCGGAGUGAGCGAGGCGGCCGGUCCGUCAGCGCCGAAGGAGCCGCCUGGCCGGAGACGAUAAAAGUACCUCUCCGAAAUCAAGCUCUCUGCUGAAGCAGGAAACCAAAUGUGUCUGCCUGCAGCAAAGUUCUGGCUCAAAAGAUAAAGGCUGAUCGGGAUGAAUCCAUGAAACGGUUUGGCAAUUUAUUGAAUGCCCUGGAACCACAGCCGUCCCUAAAGGAGAGGAGAUAAGUAGAAGGUAGGUGUGAGUGCGGCCCCAUCCCCAUCAUGUUUUGGAAGUUUGAUCUGAACACAACGUCCCAUGUUGACAAACUGCUGGAGAAAGAGGAUGUGACUCUGUGGGAGUUGAUGGAUGAAGAUGACAUCCUGCAGGAGUGCAAAGCCCAGAACCGGAAGCUGGUGGACUUCCUCUGUCGGCAGCCGUGCAUGGAGGAACUGGUGCAGCUGAUCACCCGCCAGCCUCCCCUGGACGUGGAUGAGAAAGUUCGCUUCAAGUACCCAAACACGGCCUGCGAGCUGCUGACCUCGGACGUGCCCCAGAUCAGCGACCGGCUGGGGGGAGACGAGGCCCUGUGGGACGUCCUCUACGGCUUCUUGGACCAGGAGCCUCCCUUGAACCCCUUGCUGGCCAGUUUUUUCAGCAAGACCAUCGGCAGCCUCAUCUCUAGGAAAGCAGAGCAGGUGAUUUCAUUCCUGAGGAAGAAAGCUGAGUUUGUCGAUCUGGUGCUGAAGCAUCUUGAGACGUCUGCCAUGAUGGACCUCCUGUUGCGACUGGUGAGCUGUGUGGAGCCGGCUCCCCUUCGCCAGGAUGUGCUGCAGUGGCUGAAUGACGCAAAACUCGUUCAGAGGCUGCUGGAGCUGAUCCGCCCUCAUCAGGAUGAAGAUAGACAAUCCAAUGCUUCUCAAACCUUGUGUGAUAUCAUCAGGCUGAGCAGAGAUCAGAGCAACCAGCUCCAGGAAGUGGCUGGCCUGGACCCUCUUCUGGCUUCCCUAGAGUCGCAGGAGUGUGUGGAGCAGCUUUUGAAGAACGUGUUUGACGAGGGAUUGACGGAGACCUGCGUUGUGAACGGGACACAAGUUUUGCUGACAUUACUUGAGCCGAGGAGAGCUGGCUUGGAAGGACUUUCUGAUUCCUUCUCCCAGGGGUUUGAGAAGUUUCACCCUGUCAGUAGCAGCAUCUUGCAGGGCAUCAAGCCGCGCUUGAAGGACUUCCACCAGCUGCUGCUUCAGCCCCCCAAGGUGGCUUCUAUCCUGACGACCAUCGGGAUCCUGGAGGAGCCCCUCGGCAAUUCUCGUCUUCAUGGCGCCCGCUUGGUUGCUGCCCUCCUUCACACCAACACGCCCAGCAUUAAUGAGGAGCUGUGCCGGCUUAACACCAUGGACCUGCUGCUGGACCUGUUUUUCAAAUACACUUGGAAUAACUUCUUGCACUUCCAAGUGGAACUGUGUAUCACAGCCAUCCUGAUGCACUCGGUGCCCGGAAGCAAGUUGCUCACAGAGAAUGAGGAGGAGAUGGAUGGAAAUGUCUCUUGGGAAAAUGCUGAAGCGCCAGAGAACCUCAUGCUGACUCACCUCUUUCAAAAGUGCUGCUUGGUCCAGAGGAUCCUGGAUGCCUGGGAGACCAACGACAAAAUCCAGGCAGAAGGAGGAAUGAGGCGUGGCAACAUGGGCCACCUGACCCGAAUCGCCAACACCAUUGUGCAAACUGUGGAGAAAGGCCCUGGGCAGAGCCAGAUCAGGGAUUUCAUCAGAGAUCUUCCUGAAGAUUGCAGAGGUCGCUGGGAGAGCUUCGUGGAGGAGACUCUGCUGGAAGCCAACCGAAGGAACACUGUGGAUUUGGUGACAGCCCACCACCUGCACUCCUCCAGCGAAGACGAGGAGGCCAAGGCUGCCUUCCCCAGCGAAGUCUCUCUCCAGCAGGCAUUCUCCGAGUACCAGGUUCAGCAGAUGACAGCCAUUUUCAUGGAUCAGUUCGGCUUUAAUGACGAAGAGUUUGCCGAUCAGGAUGACAACAUCAACGCCCCUUUUGACCGGAUCGCAGAGAUAAACUUCAGCAUUGACGUUGAUGAUGACAGUGCCAGCGCAUCCCUCUUUGAAACCUGCUGCAGUGAACGCAUCCAGCAAUUCGAUGACAGCGAGGAAGAGGAGGAGGAAGAGGAGGAGGAGGAGGAUAUUUGGGAGGAGAACGACACAAACUACACAGCCCAAGCCAAGUCAAGGUCGCGCUUUGGAGGACUUCAUUCUGUGGAAGGUUCAGGCAAAGGUAGCUUAGAAAAUGGGGAACAUGAUGGCUGCAUGGACUCCGGGGAAGAGGAGGCUGAGAAGGGGACAGCUGCCCAUCCUGAGGACCCCUGGAAGGCAGAAAACCAGGCCACGGAUCCCUCUUCUGAAGGGUCUGGGUGGAGGAGAGCCGCUGAGCCCGUGAAGUCCAAGCCUCCGGCCUCUUGGGUGGCCACAGACAUCGGGUCCAGCGUGUGGGAUUCCGUAAUGCCUGGCACGAAGGCUCCCGAAGAGCGAGGCUGGGCCAAGUUCACGGACUUCCAACCCUUCUGCUGCUCCGAAGCGGCUCCCAGGUGUAGCUCCCCUGUGGAUAACGAUUCCGAGAGAAGUGCCAGGAAGAGCCAGGAUGAGAACUCAAACGCUGCCUCCCCUUGCACCUGGAACGUCUGCGUGGCACGGAAAGCACCCUUGGUUGCCUCAGACAGCAGCUCCUCUGGUGGCUCAGACAGCGAGGAAGAGGAAGAGGCGGCCAGUGUGGUCACAGAAACCAUCAGCACAGGUUCAGGCCAGGAAACCGUCCUGCCGACCGUGGACACUGAGAACGAAAAGGCCCUCUUCAUCAGCAGUAACAACUCUGUGACUGUUGACAAGCUGGAGAGUUCUCUGACAGGCGAAGCCAUCCUGGCACUUGACGUCCCUCCACGUUCUGCUGCUCCUGCGGCUGUCACACCAGAGGCCAAGAGGGACAGCAGGAAUGAGGAGCCACACUCGGGAACAGAGGCCCCACUGAAAGGCCCAGCUUGACGGGAUGGGAGGGCCCGGAAAGUGCCUGACUGCAGCUGGGCUGCCUAUCUGUCCAUUUUAAUUAAGGCUGCCUUUGAAGAGAACAGAGAAUAGAGAGCAGGUCCCUCUUCAGCCGUGGUUCGAGUGCAGCAUGUGCUCCUCUUCCUCCAGCCUCUCCCCCCAGCUCCAUCCAGCCAUGACUGACCUGCCCCGGUGGCCAUUCCUGGCUUGGCUCUGGCAGGCAGAAGGGAUGGACGGGCCGUGAUCUUCCAGUCUUGCAUCCGGGACCCUCUGCUCUCCAGGAAAGCAAUGGACUGGCCCAGUGAUGUUGGGAAGAAGCUGGCGCUGGAACUUUCCUGCCAGCUUUUUAUCAAGCAAUAACCCUUAUCAGGAAUGCAGCUGCUACAUGAGAAGGUUUGGGAAGGGGAGCAAACGGGCAGCUGGUGUCCUGAAGGACAGAAUUUCUUGCCACUCUUGGGAGGAAGGAAGGAAGGCACGUCAGUGGAGGGACUUAAGUCAACCAGCAUCACCCCGGGAACAAAGGUGACCUUGCAAGGAACAAGGUCCUGGAGUGUUUCUGGGCUGGGGUGGUCUCUGGAGACUUCCCUGUCACGUACAGUUUGAUUUUUCCUUUGUUUCAUUUAAUUUUGUAAAAAUUUUAAUAGAAGCCAGAACUGCAACACUUUGCACUUUGGAUCUCAUGCCAACCUUGAAAGUUGGAAGAGACAUUUGAGGAAGCCAUGCCAAUAUGGCUUGGCAAUGCCUGAGGAGCGUGAGCCGUGCCCUAGAUGAGAUGUGGACUCCAGGGCAGCCGGAAAGGCUCUGUGAGGCAGGGGCAGUCUCCGCCCCCCUCCCAGCAUAAGAAUGGUGGGUGGCUGAGCUGCUGCAGAAUCGAGACCGUGAUUUUGGCCCUGAGCCUUUGGAUGGAAUCCGCUCCUUUGUGCCCCUCCUGGUGUUUCCAGGCUCCGUGCAGCCACCUGCUUCUUGCCAAACCUCAGUGGGACUUGCUGAUGCCCAGCAGUGGCAUGGGGGGCAGAAUCAGAUACUUCGGAAAUGAAAACUUUUCUGGAGUGGGUGAAGAAAACAAGCUUAAAUCUGGCAUGGUUACAGUAACACCCCUCCCCCCCCAACCAAACAGUGCUCUGUUUGUUUUUAGAAAAAACUCACAAUGUCUGUUGUCCCAUGUUUUUUUGCAAAUUAAAGGGUUGGCCAGAGGCCUUUGAGGAAGAAGGCCGGCCCACUUUUCUCCCA
Molecule: messenger RNA, 4344 nt
Organism: Ahaetulla prasina
Lineage: Eukaryota; Metazoa; Chordata; Lepidosauria; Squamata; Colubridae
Gene: PPP6R2
Product: protein phosphatase 6 regulatory subunit 2
Exons: 24
Coding region: 358-3114 (918 amino acids)
Cellular component (GO): cytosol; nucleus
Molecular function (GO): protein phosphatase regulator activity; protein phosphatase binding
Source: RefSeq, a predicted model, not a curated record